AAUUUGUUGCCAUUCUGUCGUCAAAAAUUGAUAACAUGCUAUGCUCAAAAUCUGUUCCUGCAGGCUUGGCUAUCUGUAUUAUAUUACUGCAAAAACACAGGUGCUUUAACAGUAUUGGAUGAUAAACCAUUAGAAGAUGAAUCACAUACAUCACAUGAAACAUCUAAGCAUGAAAAUACAGGGUUUACUCACGAUAUGACGAUUAAACUGCUGGAAAUUAUAGAAUCUAAAUAUUAUAUUCUUAAUGACAAAAUGCAUUCAAAGAAAAAAAUAUGGAAUGAUAUAGCAUUAGAAAUGCAAAAAAGUGGCUACUUAGUAACUUUUGGAUCAAAAAGUUCUGACAAGUGUCAUCAGCGUUGGCGGAAUUUGGAAAAAACAUAUCAUGCACACUGCCGAUAUAUGAAAUCUACUGGCACCGGGAAGAAAAAACCACCCAAAUAUUUUGAUGAAAUGCACCAUCUUCUCGGAGAAAAGACCAGCAGCCAGCCUGUUAAUUUAUUGGAUUCAUUAGUUGAUGUUACUACAGCAGCUGAAUCUGACACAUCCAGCAUUAAAUCUAAACGUCAUGAAGCCAUUGAUAAUAGUGAUGACUCUUUAGAUACAGCGGAUACUACAUCACAAGAUACUACAUCACAAAAUACUACAUCACAGGAUAUAAAGGAAAACAUAAAUUGUAAUUCAAGCAAUCAGAACAUUUUUAAAAAGAUUAAAAAGUCAGUAAAACCAAAAAAGACAAAUAAUAUAAGUACAAUGUUAAAAGAAUUACACGCACAAGACAUAGACAUUGAAAACAAGCGCUUUAAACAAUUCCAAGAACUGCUAGCAGAGCAGAACGAAUUACGAAAAAAAACAUUACAACAACGCGAUGAAUUUUUAACAGUUAUGAAAAAUUUUAUUAAUUUAGAAGCACGCAAAAAAUCUAAAAAAAAAGAAACAUUCCUCAGAUUCGGACGAUUCGUAAUAUAUAAGAAAUUUAUCACAGUACAUAUUCUCAUAAUUUUUUUGUUCCUUAUUAUCAAAUAAAAAUUUAU
Molecule: messenger RNA, 1031 nt
Organism: Monomorium pharaonis (pharaoh ant)
Lineage: Eukaryota; Metazoa; Arthropoda; Insecta; Hymenoptera; Formicidae
Exons: 3
Coding region: 196-1023 (275 amino acids)
Source: RefSeq, a predicted model, not a curated record